UUACCACAGAGCAGACACAGAGGGCUGAGACACUGGACCAUGUUUCCGUUGCAUUCCAUCUCUAUCCUGGUCCUCAUGAUCUGCCUGGGCCAGCCGACCCACAUGCAGGAUGAGUAUCUACCCAGACCCUACAUUUUUGCUGAACCAGGCAAUGUGCUACCUAGAGGGAUACCAGUGGUCAUCAUGUGCAAGAGCCCUGUUGUGUUUGAUCGGUUCCGCCUGGAGAAGGAAAAUUUCAGGAUCAUAGAUGUGAUGAACUCCUCUUCUUCUAAGACAGAAGCCAGGUUCUACCUUGGUAGAGUGAGUAAAGACACCGCUGGACUCUAUAGAUGUCUCUAUGAGGUAAAGAACACCUGGUCCCCACGCAGUGAGACCCUGGUUCUGGAGGGCAUUCAUGAGGACAUCACCCAGGCCUCUGCUACAAUCACACAAGUUACCCCAGGCUUCACCCUCCAGAGUUACAAGGUGUGGAAUGGUGUCCGCAUGGCCCUGGCUGGGGUAGUCUUGCUGGUCCUGGGGGCAAUCAUUGGAGAAGCUUGGUACAAGCAAAAGUCCACAGACAGCUCCAGAACCCCAGAAGGACACAACCAAGGGGACUAAGUUUCAUCUUGGUGUCCAAGAAGACCAAGAGCUCAUAUUGGCCUAUGAGUUCCAUGGGUCUAGACUGUUGCCAGAGAAUAUUCUAUAUUUAGAGUCAGAAAUUUGUCUUGAUAAUUUGCUUAAACAUGUGAUUUCACAGUCAGGAGCCCCCUGCACCCUCUUCCUUGGUCUUUCUUGCCUUCUGACUCUUUUCCAUCCAUUAACUUCCAGCCUAUGUUGGUCCUUAAUGUAAAGUGAGUUUCAUGUAUAUAUUCAUGGAUUUUACUUUUUAA
Molecule: messenger RNA, 872 nt
Organism: Onychomys torridus (southern grasshopper mouse)
Lineage: Eukaryota; Metazoa; Chordata; Mammalia; Rodentia; Cricetidae
Product: leukocyte-associated immunoglobulin-like receptor 2
Exons: 4
Coding region: 40-600 (186 amino acids)
Source: RefSeq, a predicted model, not a curated record